This is a messenger RNA of Opisthorchis viverrini, 324 nucleotides long. RefSeq lists its product as hypothetical. The transcript has 3 exons. Lineage: Eukaryota; Metazoa; Platyhelminthes; Trematoda; Opisthorchiida; Opisthorchiidae. The coding region runs from base 1 to 324 and encodes 107 amino acids. The record is from RefSeq and is a predicted model, not a curated record.
AUGUUCCUACCUGAACGAUCGAUGACGAACACCAAUUCAGUUUUUCCUCCUUGUUUUGAGGAGAACUUGGAGAAAUCCGGCAAAAACUGUGCCAUAAUGCAAUCCAUGGUCGUGAUACCGGACUUCAACGAGAUUCCCGGCUCUGCCACAGCAAAGGAACGGAGAUAUUAUGAUUCAGAUCUACGAGGAGUAGAAAGAUUGUGUCAUCCCUUACACAUGCCGAGUUUCUAUCACGCUUGUCGGACCAUCGUGUCCAAACCCCUGCCGGAUCAGCAUAUUAAAACAGCUGCUAAUGCGGGCCACCGCGACAAAGAGCUGGGGUGA